Melanotaenia boesemani (Boeseman's rainbowfish) is the source of this 3109-nucleotide messenger RNA. It is a transcript of the gene ifngr1l, whose product is annotated as growth differentiation factor 10b. Gene Ontology annotation, molecular function: growth factor activity; cytokine activity. The coding region runs from base 154 to 1539 and encodes 461 amino acids. Gene Ontology annotation, cellular component: extracellular region. The transcript has 3 exons. The record is from RefSeq and is a predicted model, not a curated record. Lineage: Eukaryota; Metazoa; Chordata; Actinopteri; Atheriniformes; Melanotaeniidae. Gene Ontology annotation, biological process: BMP signaling pathway; SMAD protein signal transduction.
UAGACCUUGAACCGUGGAGGUCUUACUACCUGGAUACCGGCCUGAAGCUGGGUGGGCACCAGUCUUAACGAGACAAACAAACAAAACAAGAAAGAAAGAAACGAUCCCUUUUCCUCUUUUUACCGGACUUCUAUUUCUCUAUUUCACUCUUUAAUGGAAGCAUCCUCCAGAUCAUCAGUCAUGACGAGCCGACUUUUUCACAUUCUGAAUUUGUUGAUGAUACUUGAGUCCAGCUGGGCUCACCUCGCAUCUGAGAGUCUUGACGGAGCCGUGCGUCAAGGCGCCGACCCUCCGCCAGCUGAGGAUCAGCGCGCCUUUGCGCAGGAAAGCGCGAACCGGGACAUGGUCUCCGUCAGUAUGUUCAAAGUGUACGAGAAGUACAGUAAAGAGACGCAGAGCCAAAAGGAGGGAAACACCGUGAGAAGUUUUAAAGCUGCCCCAAGAGUCUCACAAGGUAAAGAUGUGUUCCAGUUCAACCUGUCCUCCAUCCAAACCUCCGAGAUCAUCCUCUCUGCCUCUUUUCACUUCCUCUACAAGCGUCCCCGCCGCCACCACCAGAAAGAGUGGCAUUUCAGAAGGCCCCGCCACUCUUCCAGCGGCCUACAGCAUUCCCAUCCUCCCUCCUCGCAUCUCCUUUUCUAUGGAUCCUUGCCAAACAAUGCUUUUGCAACUCCGCUUGGAAACAUAACCCUUACAUCUUUCAAGAGAGGCUCUUGGCAAACACGGGAUGUAACUGCAGUGGUGAAACACGCCAGGGUUGUCAAGGAGCUCGUGAUCACGGUCGAGUGUGAUAUUGGGUCUGAGGAAGCAAGGUUGCAGCAGAGAAGUGCUUGUGGCCAAGAGCGCCUCUCCUCAAACAGCUUGCCAUACAUCUUGGUCUAUGCUGACGAUAAAGCUAUAGAUGAGCCAAAUAGUGUGGCCAUGUCACUUCAGAGGUAUGGACCUUUUCCUGUUGGGGAGGACCUGUCCACUUCAACCUCACCUUUAAGGAUUAGGAGAGAACUUCAUCUCCAGAUCCAAACCAACAACAUCCCUGAGGUCCAUUUCAGCACCUUAAAAAACCACGAACUGUGGCAGAGUACGUAUUUCCCAGAUAAAGCCAAAGCUUCAGUCAAGGGUGGAAGAAAGCAGGUGAGCAGUGACGGUAUUAAUAAGCCCCAGGUGCUGAGCUUUGAUGAGAGGACAAUGAAGAAGGCGAGAAGGAGACAGUGGAGUGAGCCGAGAGUUUGCUCUAGGCGCUACCUUAGGGUAGAUUUCGCUGAUAUUGGCUGGAGCGAGUGGGUGUUGGCACCAAAGUCCUUUGAUGCCUACUACUGCGCCGGGACCUGUGGAUUCCCCAUACCAAAAGUGGCGCGUCCCUCCAAUCAUGCCACCAUCCAGAGCAUCGUCAGAGCUGUGGGAAUCGUUCCUGGUAUCCCUGAACCAUGCUGCGUUCCAGACAAGAUGAGCCCCCUCAGUGUCCUUUUCCUGGACCCAGACAGGAACAUGGUGCUGAAGGUAUACCCCGGCAUGUCUGUGGACACGUGCGCCUGUCGGUAGGGCCACCUAGGAAAUUCUGAUGCGUGAUGAUGAGAGACUGUGACAUAGACUAUAAUAAAGGCUUAAGAGGUGGCACAUGUCAGAAAGCAGAGCUGUUGAAGUUGAAUCCUACAAGGACAACUGAUGAAGUAUGAUUUUUUUUUUUUCUGGAUUAUUGGACUUGUUUGGUUUCUGACAUGUCUGGACGCUGCCUUAAGUUUCUCCUGCUGUUCUAACAAUUUAUAUAGAUGUGUUUUAUUACUUUUCAGUGAUUUUCUCCCCUCCUUCAAAGCAUGACUGAGGAAGUGCCCUUAAAGAAACCUGUGUUAGUAAUUCUCUGUGAGUACAGAGCCUCUGCAGGUAGAUCACAUUUCCCUUGAAUGUUAAAAAGCUUUGUCAGUCCUUUUCUGUUUCUGUUUUACAUUUGAAACAAUUUAUAAAGUGACAUUUCCAUUUUUUAUAUUUGGUGUCAGAAUAGACGCAGACUCAAGCGGAUUUUAAGAUUUCACUGGACUCCUCAAAAAAUGGCCUUUUCAGGAAUGUUUUCAGACUUUUUAGCUGAGCUGGGUUUAAACUGUUUUUCACUUCUGUUUUCUUCAGCAUUUCUUUUUCAAACUGAGUGUUUGUCAUAAUGAAAACCCUGAUCCUUAUGAAUAUUUUUUUAAAUAGAGGCUGCAGUCUCUUUUCUUUCCAACAAAUUACCCACCCCUUUUUAUGUAAAUAUUGUGUAAUGCAAACUAUGUGGUGGCAUUAUAUCAUGCAUGGGAGGUCUUAUUCUCCUCAAACUAAUUUCAGUAGAUAUCUGUUUAUAUCUUGUAUAUAAAGAGUGUAUUUUAUUGCUCACUGAGUGUUAAAGCAUGUCAAACUUUACGUGGGAAGGCUGCUGUAUGACAGGGUUAAAAACAGUGCGCUGCUGCCACCUGCUGGGCGUUUUCUGAAACUCGAAGGUGCUGAAGAACGUUGUAUGAAAGGCAUAUUGUACCUGUGGUUAUUCAAUAUUUCCCUUUAGUGAAUAAAUAUAGCUUGUCAAAAUGGCUUGUACAGUUAGUGAUAUGUACAGUAAUACUACUGGAUUUCUAUAGUAACUAAAAAGGGACAUGUAUGUGUUUAUCUGCUCUAAUAACCAAAUGACUAUAAAGUGUACUUAAACUGUGCUGGGAUAUUCGUUUUAACGGAUUGUAUACUUAGUAUGGAAAAAGCUGAAUUGUAUAUACAUUCAAAGAUAGAAAAAGCAAAAAAGUGACAAUAAUAUGUUUGUUGGUGUAUGAUUAGGAUCAUAAUCAUGAUUUGAUUUGAAGUACUUGACCAGUAAGUAGGGAUGAACAGAUAUUGGCCAAAUUUCUGUAUCAGCAGUUAUUCAGCUUUAUAAAUGCAAUCGGUCAAAUUUUUGCCUUAAAAUUGACUAGAAUAAUUUACAUUUUCUUUUACUGGACAGUGAUAAAUUUUUCAGGUCAUAUAAGCACAAAAAUCAUAAAGCUGGCUAUGGUUUACCAGGCUACAAAGUAUUUUAAAAUUGUAAUAUUAUUUUAACAAAAAUGACCUUUUUAUGUAAAUGGUUAAUAAAGUUUGUUUUUUAAAAUAAAGUUGGAUG